Rotaria socialis is the source of this 927-nucleotide messenger RNA. NCBI's taxonomy places the organism in Eukaryota, Metazoa, Rotifera, Eurotatoria, Philodinida, Philodinidae. The record is from the annotation of a GenBank genome assembly.
AUGAGUGGUAAAAUCACACAAAUAAUUACAAAACGAUCGAUCAAACCAAAGGCUCAAUACUCACCAUCAAACCCAACGGCAACAACAAAACACCAUUUGAUAAUUUUUGAUGGUACUGGAAAUAUGAUGAUUGUUGGUAAUUCAAGUGUGAAACGACUUGAACGUGACGGUACAGUGAAAUUGAAUAAUGGUACUACAGCUAAAUUAAUUGUAUCAGGGACAAAAGAUGAAUGUGUGAAACGUUGGAGUAAACAAACACACUUAUCUAAAAAAAGUAAUAAGAUCAAUUUUUUCACUCUUAAAUCACAAUCCUUAUAUGUUUCGGAUAAUGACAACAAUGAACAGCUUCGAAAUGAUGAUGAUGAUGAUGAUGAUGACGAUCAUGAUGAUGAGUUACCAGAAUCAAUGGAACAAACACUAGAAAUGCCAGGAAAUACAUUUUCAACACCUGCUCCUUAUCGGCGCCGAAAAACAUUAGUACGUCGUUCAAGCUCGCCUGAUUCAAUUUUGUCUGUUUCUUCACCAAAACGAUUUGUAUCGAAUGGUCGUGCAAACUAUUCUACUAAAUAUGUCAAUGAUGAUUUACCCUAUUUACAAAGUCAAAGUCAAAGUCAAGCAGUUGAAGAAACAGAUCCUACAGUUAUGUCUUCGUCAGAUGAUGAAGAAAUUAUGACUGCCAAUAAUUCGGUUUCUUUUGGUCGUUUAUUUGAAGAAAUAAAAAGUACAAAAGCGAACAUACGUUAUGUACGUACAGAAAAUCAUGGUAUUCAUCAACAGUUGACACGUUUAAUAAAAAAAUUGUCUCGUUUUAGCUCAUUGGUACUAUCGAAAAAUGAAAAUGAUCUCGACCGUUAUCGUGACUCUAACAUGAAAGAGAGCUACAAAUCGGAAAUCGGAAUUCUCGUCUUGAUGAAAACAUUUUCAUAG